Tachysurus vachellii is the source of this 6949-nucleotide messenger RNA. Its product is annotated as vang-like protein 1. Gene Ontology annotation, biological process: multicellular organism development. The record is from RefSeq and is a predicted model, not a curated record. Gene Ontology annotation, cellular component: plasma membrane. NCBI's taxonomy places the organism in Eukaryota, Metazoa, Chordata, Actinopteri, Siluriformes, Bagridae. The transcript is spliced from 9 exons. The coding region runs from base 360 to 1952 and encodes 530 amino acids.
UGCUCUUUCUCGUGUGCAGAGACCAUUCCAUAGCCUGGGCUUCCCAAACCGGGCUGGACUUAGUGCCUAGCCGUACCUGGGGGAUUACUUACACUCUGAUAUCGUCUCUAUACGGCGUAGAAAAACCGCACGCUUCGGAAUGCCACGCUUCGGUAAAGAUUGAUGUUUGAUGGCUGGGAGCCUCCAGGCUCGCAUCCAAGAUUGACACCCGACAGCACGCGCUCUACACCAAUCUGCUGAGUGAGUUUCACCUGCUGCCAGAUAAAAACUCCUACAAGCUCACGCUACAGCUGCCCACCGCCAAGCUGAGCAACGUACAGAACGCCCUCAGUCAAUCGCUGGGGCAGGAGCGUGUCACCAUGGACAGUGAGUCCACCUAUUCCGGCUACUCAUACCACUCCGGCCGGUCGAGAGGAUCUCACAGACAUGGAGAGCGCAGCAGAGAUCGGCACAAGUCUCGCAGUAAAGAAAGCAGUCGCUCAGAGAAGUCUGUCACCAUCAACGCUCCUCCUGCGGAGCCAUUGUUAGGAGACCAGUCCAUGCGAGGAGAUGAAACCCAGGAUGACAACUGGGGUGAAACAACCACUGCCAUCACAGGCACUUCAGAGCACUCGAUCUCACAGGAGGACAUUGUGCGCAUUAGCAAAGACCUGGACGACAGUGUGGGUCUGGACUGUAAACGUUAUGCAGUCGUCUCGUUCUCUAUUAUCUUGACACUGCUGAUGAUUCUGACGCCGCUCGCGUUCCUCAUCCUGCCACGAUUGCUGUGGCCCGAAAAGCUGCGUCCAUGCGGCACGGCCUGCGAGGGCCUCUUCAUCUCCGUAGCAUUCAAGCUGCUUAUUUUGUUGCUAGCCAUGUGGGCACUGUUUUUCCGGCCAUCCAAGGCUACCAUGCCACGCAUCUUCAUUUUUCGUUCUCUGCUGGUCAUGCUGGCGUUCCUGCUCGUGCUGUCCUACUGGCUGUUCUAUGGAGUGCGCAUUUUAGACACACAGGAUGAGGAUUAUCAGGGCAUAGUGCAGUACGCCGUGUCUCUGGUGGACGCACUGCUGUUCAUCCACUAUUUGGCGAUAGUGCUGCUGGAGCUGAGGCAGCUGCAGGCCUGCUUCUCGCUCUGUGUCACGCGCUCUACAGACGGAGAGAUACGGCAUUACAACCUGGGACAGCUCAGCAUCCAAAGAGCAGCUGUGGCUAUCUUGGAGAACUAUUACAGAGAUUUCCCUGUGCAUAACCCAGCACUUCUCACAGCCUCCAAAUCACGUGCUGCCAAACACCUGGCUGGCCUCAAGGUCUACAACGUGGACGGUCCAGGAGGCAACAACGCUGCUGCAGCGGGAAUCUCUCAGUCCCAGUCUCGUGCCAUGAUCGCUGCCGCCGCUCGCAGACGAGACUCCAGCCACAACGAGCUGUACUACGAGGAGGCCGAGCAUGAGAGACGUGUCCGGAAACGCAAGGCCAGAUUGGUGGUGGCUGUAGAAGAGGCGUUCACACACAUCCGGCGUGUGCAGGAAGAGGAACAGAAGAAGUCUCCAGGAGAUGUGAUGGACCCUCGCGAGGCGGCACAAGCCAUCUUCCCAUCAAUGGCCCGAGCGUUGCAGAAAUACCUGCGUACCACACGGCAGCAGCACUGCCACAGCAUGGAGAGCAUCCAGCAGCACCUGGCCUUCUGUAUCACACACAACAUGACACCAAAGGCUUUUCUGGAGAGCUACCUGACCCCAGGCCCCACGCUGCAGUAUGGACGCGAGCGCUGGUUCGGCCGUCAGUGGACGCUAAUCAGUGAGGCAUCUGUGAACAGCGGCCUCAAGGACGGCACAGUCUUCCUGCUCAAGUCUGUAGACUUUACCCUGGUGGUCACCACAAAAAAGAUCCCCUACAUCAGGCUGUCUGAGGAGUUCAUCGACCCCAAAUCACACAAGUUCGUCCUGCGACUACAGUCAGAGACCUCGGUGUAGACCCACAGCUUGUGGUAUCGUCUCUAUUCACACAGUUUUAUAUUAAUUCUUUGGCUUUAAAAUUUUUCUCAGUUAUUUGGGGGUUUGCAGUUGUAUUAUGUUGUCUUUAUAUAUAUAUAUAUAUAAUAUAUACAUAUAAAUCUGUAUACACAUAUUUGAAUAUAUUUCCUUUUAAUAUUUUUUGCUUUGUUGUUCGGAUUUUGGUGAGCGAUAACAUGACACAAGACUCAACAUUCUUUCACUAAAGAAAAAGAGAAUCCAGAGAAAAGAAGAAGAAAGAAACACAACGCCUCAGUGAAUCUCUCAUGAUGGUGGACGGACCGAAUACAGAACAUCCUUUCUGCUGUUAUUCCGUAGCUCUGACAGACUUGUUCAGGCACAUCACUGUUAAACUUUUUUUUUCUACUGUAAGUGCAAACUAACUCUUGGUGCUCUUUAAAACAUUCGGUUUGUAUUUCUGCUGAUGAUACACACCAUGAUCAUGAUCAUGUUUUCCACUCUCUUUUCCACAAUAUGCACAAUGUACAGAUGUGAGGUUUUGGUGUGUAUCUAUCGGAGUGUAUUCAGACAAGUUUCGUGUUCAGCUGUUCACAAUGAAUUGAAAGGUCACGUGGUGAAAGCAGUGGUUUUGUUCUGUUAGCAUUUGGUUCGAUUUAAGCAUUUUGUGAUCAUAAUUGAAAGUCAUUGAAUUUAAUACAAAGGUCAAAAACUAAAGUCACCAAAAAGGUCAAAGCUGCAAAUUCUCAACAGGAGGUUGAGCUAAUACUAUGUCCGUUUAAGUAAGAAGCUUAAUCAAUAAUAAUUUAUAUUUAACAAGAAGAAACCUAAAUGAACUGGUUCAACUUCUUGUCAGAAAACUGACCAGCAUUUAAACACUUAAUUUAAUUGAAUCAUAUUGUUAUCUUUCAGCAUUAUUAAAGAGUUCAGACAUUAAUAAUUAACAUUAAUUAACAAAGGGAUUGUUUGACCAAAAACACUAAUGUGGCUAAUAAAACUAGCAUGAUGUCAUGCGACUAGUUAUGCUACUCAGUUUUUAUGUUGCUGUUAUUUGGCUUUUUUUUGGUGGAACUUUACUACUAACAGUCUGAAGCAUGGACUUUGGGGACAUUCUGACUGGAUCAGGAACAUUUUAACAGCAGACAUGACCGAGUCCUGCUCUCUUAACUCUACUUGUUAAGAAUAUGGCCAAAGAUAAGGACAUUAACUGAUACUUAAUAUUUUUAAUAAAACAUAUCUUAUGGUUAUUGGUUAUGGAAAGCACUUAAAAAGAUUGUAGAGAUUCUGACUAAUCACUAAUCACUGUAAGGUCUCUGAUGAAUCAGGUUUGGUCAGUAAUGCAUUGGGGAAAAUUUCGAGAAUGGAAUUGAACUGAAUUUAACAAAAUUUCAUUUUUGUCUGAUGCAAAUUCUUGCAUUUCUUUCUAGGUCACAUUUAGGACUGAAACAUUAUGCAAAAUUAAAUAGAUGAUCAUCAUAAAACCACAUCUACAUUAUGGUUCCUUUGUAACCCAGUAGCUUAUAGCAUUUGAUAAACAGAUACAGCAAUUUUUUUCAGGUAAAUCACGUGUCCUGCUUCAUUACUUAUAAAUAAACAGAACGUUUUGCUUGCACAAAUCAGAGGGACGCUACAACCCAGGAGCUGAUUUUUUUUAACAGUAACAGCACAUCACUGUUUUAUUCCUCUUAUAACAGUAUUUGAUAGCGAUUAUAAAAAUCUGUUUAUUAAUGAACAGCACGCUGUACUUAUUAGCAGUUUUUAGGUAUAUUUGAUAUAAUGACGGGGGGCACGGUGGCUUAGUGGUUAGCACGUUCACCUCACACCUCCAGGGUCGGGGUUCGAUUCCCGCCUCCACCUUGUGUGUGUGGAGUUUGCAUGUUCUCCCCGUGCCUCGGGGGUUUCCUCCGGGUACUCCGGUUUCCUCCCCCGGUCCAAAGACAUGCAUGGUAGGUUGAUUGGCAUCUCUGGAAAAAUUGUCCCUAGUGUGUGAUUGCAUGAGUGAAUGAGAGUGUGUGUGUGUGUGUGCCCUGCGAUGGGUUGGCACUCCAUCCAGGGUGUAUCCUGCCUUGAUGCCCGAUGACGCCUGAGAUAGGCACAGGCUCCCCGUGACCCGAGGUAGUUCGGAUAAGCGGUAGAAGAUGAAUGAAUGAUAUAAUGACCAUGAAACUGCAUUUUCCCCAUUAUAGCUUUAUUAUAUCAGUCAUAAACAGUCAAAUUCUUGUCAUUAUAUUGUUUGCAUACACAACCAAAUACAGUACAACGUGGUGAAAUCAAAAUAUUUAAAAUAUAAUAUAUGAAUACAAUUCUUCCAUAACUUAGAUGUUUUUUUUUUUGUUUUGUUUUCUUUUUAUAAGAGUAAAAAGUACAGCUUUUUAUCAUGACACCAGAAAGUCAUCUGUGCUGAAGAAUUUGCCUUAAAUUACUGGCAUCUCUUACUGUUACUGUUAUCAAGCGCUAGCACUGGAGACUCCUUCAAAAAAAGACUUAAGUGGUGGUUCAAACUGUUAAGGCUCUGGAUUGUUGCUCAAAAAGACAGCGUUUGAACCCCAGCACUGCUAAACUGCCUCUGUUGGGUCUAUGAGCAAGGCACUUUACUCUUUCUGCUUUAGACUUGCUGUCAUGUCUGACUCCAGCUUUCUACCAAGCUGGGAUAUGUGAAAAAAAAAACUAUUUCAAUGUGCUGUGAUGUAUAUGUGACAAAUCAUAAGGGCUUUUUCCUCUCUAAUGUAGACUCUCCACCAUACUGUUGUUACUAUGGAAACAAUAUCAUAUUAGACCGAGUACAUUGAUAUAAAGCUGUGGUCUCCUGCUGUCAGAGAUGCCGCAAAAAAAAAUUAUCAACACUCUCUAGCCAAGGAGACACAAGAAUUUACCAGCGCUGGGGUAUAAUACCAGAUAAAGCACAUUUGUGAAUUGAACAGAUAGAGAAAAUCAAUUAGAAAGCAGGAAGGGAUACUUUAAUGCAGCCUUUAUUACAAGGGAACCAACUCUAAUGCUGAAAACAUCUGGAAAAUACUCACAGAACAUUCACACAGGACGUACAGUACAGGAGAAGUUAUUCCAAGGAAAAAUGCUGACUUCUGAAGCCAUGUACAUCGUUCAAAGGAAUAAUGUGGUAAAUUAUUUGUUGUUAGUUAUUAAUUAAGUGUAACACAUUUAGGUUAUUCCAAUAAUCGCUGUUACUACAGGAGUUAAUGACUUGCUACUGCAGAGUUACUGGGUUAAUAAGGAACCUUAUUGUAAAGUGUUAUCCACAUGAUGAUCUGAUUAUUGUGGAGGUUAACAGAUAGCAGGUUUUCUGUACUGUACUUGUAGUAUUGUGUAGCCUAAUGAUGCAUGUUGAAAUUAUUUUUGUCAUGUCAUCUACACUAACCAUUCACUUUAUUGGGAACACGUACCUGCAAACCUCCACAUUCAUGCAGUUAUCUAAGCAGCCAAUCGUGUGUCAGAAACACAGUGCAAAAAAUCAUGUAGAUACAGGUCAAGAGCUUCAGGUAAUGUUAAGAUCAAACAUCAGAAUAAAAGAAAAGUCUUAUCUUUGACUUUGAUCAUGGUAUGUACGUUAGUGCCAGAUGGACUGGUUUUGAGUAUUUCAGAAACUGGAUCUCCUGGGAUUUUGACACACAACAGUCUCUAGAAAAACAAAAAAAUUGAGUGAGUGAAAGACAGUUCUUUGGGUGGAAACGCCUUGUUGAUAAAAGAUGUACAAAACAGCGAAACUUGAGGUGGAUGAGCUACAUCAGUAGAAGAUCACCAAGCCAAGAACAGGAAUCUGAAGCUAUCAUGGGUACAGACUCACCCACAUUGGACACCUGAUAUUUUCCCGAUCUUAAUUUUUCCAGUUUGGAUGAAACUGUUACCAUGAUAGCAUCUAAUUCUUGUUCUUGGCUGGCAGGAACCUUAUGUGGUCUUCUGCUGUUGUAGCUCAUCCACCUCAAGGUUUGAUGUGUUGUGUUCUGAGAUGCUUUUCUGCUUACCAUGGAUGUAAAGAGUGAUUAUUUGAGUUACUGUAGACUUCCUUCCAGAUCAGAAAAAUCUCUCACAUCAGCCCGCAGAUGAGACACAUUCUGCUUAAAGCCUGUUCAGAAAUUCCCAGAAGAUCAUCAGUUUCUCAUUAAAUACUCAAACCAGCCCAUCAGACUGCAGCACAAGCCAUAUUUAAAGACACAGAUCUUAUCAUUUUCUUCAUUCUAAUGUUCGAUGUGUACAUUAAUUGAAUUUCUUGUCCCUAUGGACAGGUUUGUGUACACCUGACCUUCACACCCAUAUGUGGCUCUUCCUCAAACUGUUACCACAAAGCUGGAAGCACACAGUGGCCUACGAUAUCUUUGUAUGUUAUUGUUGUAGAUUUCCUUUCGAUGACAACUGAGGAAGUAGAAACACCAAGCAUGACAACAGCACUCAAGUUUGGAAUAAGAUUCAUAUGCAUGCACUUUUACCCCAGGGAACCUCAAAGCAACAUCUUUUUAUGAUCUUCCUGCAAAUAAUUAAAAAAAUACGCUGAUGGAUUCGGACCACUCUCUAGGAAAGAUCACUAAAAGCAUCAGCCUCCAGCUGAACUGCUUAAUUAUUAAUGAUAUCUUCUAAUAUGAUAUUGAUUUGUCUCUUGUUCCACUUUAGUUUUGUAUAGCUUAUUUCUGCCACUACAAGAAACUGUGCAAAUGUUAUUUUUGUACUUCUUCUGAACAGCAGAAGAUCCUCCUUACAAAAAAAGGAAAAAAAAAAUUUUUUAUAUAAUGAUAUCAAUGAUCACUGGUGUACUUUUUUACUUUGAUCCUCUCUCACAAUGUGACCGUGCCUCUGUUUUUACACAGUGUGCUUGUAUUUAUACUGUAUAUGUGUGUAAUUAAUUCAUUCCUUCUCAAAAACACUGCAGUUACACUUGACUUUCUUCACCUGUUGCUCUGAAAUGCCAACAUUUAUAUACCUGAUGCUAUGUUGUAAUAAAUGUGUCCAAGAUCACAACACUCACUUGUAUGAAAUAAACAUUUGUAUGAACA